Messenger RNA from Annulohypoxylon truncatum, 4348 nucleotides. Its product is annotated as DUF726-domain-containing protein. The transcript is spliced from 2 exons. NCBI's taxonomy places the organism in Eukaryota, Fungi, Ascomycota, Sordariomycetes, Xylariales, Hypoxylaceae. The record is from RefSeq and is a predicted model, not a curated record. The coding region runs from base 476 to 4039 and encodes 1187 amino acids.
UCAGCCCCUGGAAUUGUGGCUUUCAUUCUUUUUGCUGGGCAGCUAAGAUAGCGGUCUUACCACGGCCAGGUACCAACUAAAACUAAACUUCCACGAACUCAACUCACGAUCAUUCAAAUUCCCCAAGUCUUUCUUAAGAUGGUUUUCCGUAGUACCUUGCGCAAACCCUGUCCUUCUCCUCAAACCAGCGUCUGGUCUAGAAACAUUGCGAACAUUACUCUCCUGCUUUAACUUGCAAGGGGUUGAAUCAGUUUCAAGGGUCCACGGAUUUGCGUGUUCUGACGAUCACUUAUCGCUUGGGGGUGCUCUCCGCCUAUUUGCCGUGGGGAAUGGUGAAAUUCGUUGCAACCAUAUCACGUCGGUGAACUAACAGAGCUUCGACCAAGUACCCUAGCGACGGCACGCAAACAGCCAAGAUCAUACAGACAUAGGAUACAGUAGCGCCGAUUGACUACAUGCACAAAACGACGGACCAAUGGCGCCGGUAGGAGGAGUCCAGGAACUGGAUGAUUUCGGUCUGCCCAUCAGGAAAUACGUAAGCCCCAAAGAGGGGGAACAAGAUCAUGGUAAAACCACAUCAAUUAAUGCGACGAACGGGACCGCCAAAGAUUCUAGUACUCCAACUAAGGAGACAGAACAGUCCUCGAAAAGUUCAAAUAAUGUGCCAAAAUCAGAAUCAGUAACGAGGUCAGAGAAAGAGGGGGCAGAUACCAAGUUAAAACCACCCGCGAAAUCGGACGGAACUUCCGCCGCCAACAGCGACGACGAAGACUUUCAAGAUGCGCCCUCUACGCCACAGCCAGAACCAGAGCCGGAGCCAGAACCACAGUCAGAGCCCAAUACUCGACCCAAGCCACAAAUUGCCCAAGAUGCCGACGAAGCAAAGACUCCCCUGUCUACCCAGUCCGAGUUCAAAAAAGAGACGAUAGACGUGAAGGACGCUGUGGAGACGAAAGAGACAGCAUCACCACCAAAAGAGGGCGAAAAAGAAGGAUCUGACUCCUACGAGAACACCGAUCUACCACAACCUACAUCCAAGCGCAAGAAUACCUUGAGUAAAGAUGUACAGGCGAUUUCGGGGCCGUCGAUAAAGCAGGUUGAAGCUAGCAAACAUGCUGACGAAGCCAAAAAGGCUUCGGAUGUUGGCCACAGUCGGGAUGUCAGCCUGGCGAGCACGAAUCAUGAUGUAUCGGAGUUUUCCCAUCAGCAGUUAACGGGGCAUCAUGAAGAGAAGAAGGAUAAUGAGGAUGACGAGUGGCAGGCUAUGCCAGCCUAUGCGCCGUACGAUAUAUAUGAUGACGAUAAUAAGCUAAUAGCUAAAGAGCAUAACCCCGACGAGGACGAUAAUUAUGGUUACGGUAGUCUCGGUGGCGCCGGGAGGGGGUAUACGAGGGUUUUAGAUGACGAGGACGCAGAGUCGCAAACAAGUAUGGAUGACAAUACACGGUAUCUGUUCAAAGACCCCAAUAGCACGAGCAUGACGGAAAUGGACGAAGAUCAGAGAGAUGCCGUCUCUCAGCUACAGGCCACGAAAGACUUAUUGACGGAAGGGCAGAGGAUAGCAUAUGUUGGAGUCACCCGUUUAGAGCUUUACGAGAUGAUCAAAGAAGCAGAGAGCAUGACGACUUCUUCCAAAAGACUAAAGAAGGAUAUUCAGACGGCAGCCGAAGCGUUGAAGAUGUGGUCUCAGAAGAUCAUGAUUCGACUCUACGCCCAUAUGGAAAUAAGUCCCGCGGAACAGGUUAUGAUCGAGCAGUUAGCCGAUCACGGCGUUAUACCCAAAGAUCUAACGCCAGCCCUUAUGCAGAAUUCUAGGGUUAAAAACCCGAUGGCGGAGCAAUCAACGCCGUCUUCGACGCCAACAUUCUCCUUAAAGAGCCCGCGGUCGUCUAUUUCGACGUCUCCUGCGUCUCCCGGGGGAGAAAAAUCUGCGGAGCCUCCACCACCUUACGAGAGCCACGAGGGCGAGGAGAUGCCAGAAGUGAGGAUGCCCUCACAAUUACCGAGUAGUGACAAGAUUGACAUUGAUUUACGAUGGACUGUCCUGUGCGAUCUUUUCCUAGUGCUGAUUGCCGAUUCCAUUUACGAUGCUCGCUCUCGUGUGUUAUUAGAGAGAGUGGGAAACGACAUGGGUGUUCCUUGGAUAGACAUCUGCAGGUUUGAGAAGCGCGUCACCGAUGCUUUGGAAAUGCAACAACAGGCAGAGAAAGAGAACUGGAACGAGGAAGAACAUCUCGAGAAUAGGAGAAAACUCGCCCAAAAGAGGCGAUACGUCAUGAUGGGCUUGGCUACCGUCGGAGGUGGUUUGGUCAUCGGUUUAUCUGCCGGACUUCUAGCACCGCUUAUCGGCGCCGGCCUUGCUGCCGGUUUUACAACUAUCGGAGUUGGCGGUACGAGCUCCUUUCUAGCAGGGGCCGGAGGAGCAGCUAUCAUCACUUCUGGCGCCGCCGCUUCUGGCAGUUUCAUGGGUGGUAAAGCUGCGGGUCGACGAACCGGUGCCGUGAAAACAUUUGAAUAUCGCCCCCUACACAACAACAAACGUGUCAAUCUGAUCGUAACCAUCUCCGGAUGGAUGACGAGUAAAAACGAUGACGUACGAUUGCCUUAUAGUACUAUCGAUCCGGUGAUGGGUGAUAUCUACUCAAUUUUAUGGGAGCCGGAGAUGUUGACCAGCAUGGGUGACACUAUCAAUAUUCUGGCGACCGAAGCUCUCACCCAAGGAUUACAACAAGUUUUAGGCAGUACCAUCUUGAUUAGUCUGAUGGCAGCCCUUCAGUUACCUGUUGUCUUAUCCAAAUUAGCAUACCUGAUCGACAACCCCUGGGCCGUAUCCCAAGACCGUGCAUGGGCUGCCGGUCUCAUUCUAGCCGACUCGCUAAUCGACAGGAAUUUGGGUACUCGGCCUAUAACCUUAGUCGGUUACUCGCUUGGGUCUCGCGUUAUCUUUUCCUGCCUCCUAGAAUUGGCUCGAAAAGGUGCUUAUGGAUUAGUUCAAAAUGUCUACAUUUUUGGGUCGCCCAUCGUCGUCAAGAGGGAGGAAUUUCUCAGGGUUCGUACCGUCGUGGCUGGUAGGUUCAUAAACGGAUACAACAGGACGGAUUGGAUUCUAGGCUACCUGUUCCGCCUGACCAACGGCGGGAUUCGCCGCGUCGCGGGUCUGGCAACUGUGGAUGAUAUACCUGGUUUAGAAAACUUCGACUGCACGGAUUUCGUUGUAGGCCACAUGGAGUAUCGUACGGCGAUGCCUAUUCUUCUCAGAGAAUGCGGUUGGCUUGUCGAAAGCGAUGAGUUCGGCGAGAUCGAGGACCCAGAUCCUGACCGGUACCGAGAACGACAACGUGAGCUCAUCAGCGAGAUCGAAGAAGCUCGCAAAGAAUUGGAAAAGGAAGAGUCAACGAAAAAGGGUGGGUGGGGCAUCUUCGGGCGCAAGAAGAAGGGCUCGCGACAGGAAUGGGAGGUUUACGAAGAUAACAAGAAGGAUGGAGAAACACCGUCCAAAACAGAGGAUAAGGAGGGCAAUAACCACGGCGUCUUAUUCGACGUUGACGCCAUACGAGCGGAGCUCGCGAAGGAAGAAGAGCUCGAGGUCAAGGAAUUGAAAUCUACAUUACCCCCGAUGAAACUUGACGUCUCGCCGCCGCCGCCGCCGAUCUCGUCAUCCGCCAGUCCGAGAGACGCCUUCCACAAGACGAAAAGCACGGGAGAUAUAUACGGGUACGGGGGCAGGAGCUCCUCCUUCGAGUACAGGGUCUCGCAGGAACGCACGCCGACAAAAGGCCUCGGGUUCGAUAUGCACCCGCCAUUGGAAGACAACGAGAUCCAGAUGACGUUCGACACCUCGUUCACGGAAUCGCAUCUCGAUGUACCGCCCCCGCCCCCGGCAAAGGACUUCCCGCCGUCACCAUCGCCGUCGGCGUUCGCGAGGCCGGAGAUCAAGUCGGCGCAGACGACUCCGAAUAUAGCGUUGAAGGACCCGUGGGCGGACGACGAUGAUGAGGAGUUUGGCAAGGAGAAGGAGAUGACUAUGACUUUUGCGUAGGUAAUUUCUUGGUAGAAUAAAGGUAUACUGUCGAGAGUGAGGAGGCAUAAUAUGGUUAGCCGUAGAUGUGCUGUAUGAUAAGGCAUUUUUGUAAUUACUUAGCCUCCUGAGGUACCCCGGCCAGAAGGGCCUCGGAAUUAGUGCCCCAUGUAGUAAUAAUACUGUGAUACACUGUAUGCACUUUAUCACAUAGGCGUACAGUGUAUUACAGUAUUAUUACUACAUCGGGUACUAAUUACGAGGUCCUUCUGCCCGGCUUAGGUAAAGAGAGAUCAAAUACUUGAAUGGUAUCCAAUGUCUUGAGUUCAA